Molecule: messenger RNA, 1777 nt
Organism: Bufo gargarizans (Asiatic toad)
Lineage: Eukaryota; Metazoa; Chordata; Amphibia; Anura; Bufonidae
Product: deoxyguanosine kinase, mitochondrial-like
Exons: 2
Coding region: 72-950 (292 amino acids)
Biological process (GO): nucleobase-containing compound metabolic process
Cellular component (GO): mitochondrion; cytoplasm
Molecular function (GO): deoxynucleoside kinase activity; ATP binding
Source: RefSeq, a predicted model, not a curated record
GUCAUGCCCUCAAAGAAGCCAAUACAUUCUAGGCACCCAUCGAUACAACGCCCGUGGAAUGUAGUAGGAGAAUGCUGUGUCAUAAAACACAGAGACUUUUGGGUACAGGAGCGCUCGUAUUUAACUCACGGAGACUCUUCCGUAUGGCCACUUGUAAAGAAGGACGUGAGAACAUGGCUGGCCUGUCACAGGAAUCCUCUUCUUCACAAUGCAGACUGCUGUCUACAGACAGUAGCACUAAGACUGUCAAGAAGUUGUCUGUGGAAGGCAAUAUUGCAGCAGGUAAAUCUACAUUCCUGAGACUGUUAUGCAGCGCACAGCAAGAAUGGUGCCUGAUGGAGGAGCCUCUCAGGAAGUGGCAGCAUGUCCAUUCUGCUUCCCGUCAGCAGGUGGACAAUUUGCUGCAGCUCUUGUAUGAUGAUCCAGCCCGGUGGUCAUACACCUUUCAGACACUAUCCUGCAUGAGCCGCUUCAAAGCUCAGAUUGAGACAUCUCCAGAACAUUUGCUGAAGCAGAGGGAACCCGUUCAGAUAUUUGAGAGAUCAAUAUACAGUGACAGAUUUGUAUUUGCCAAGGCUCUUUUUGGCCUUGGCCAUUUAAGUGAACUUGAGUGGACUUUGUACCAAGACUGGCACUCAUUUUUAUUGGAGAAGUUUGGCAAGAGAGCUGCCUUGGAUGGGAUUAUCUAUCUGCGGGCAACCCCAGCAAAGUGCUAUGAAAGACUUCAGAAGAGGGGGCGGAAGGAAGAAGCGACGGUUACUGAAGGCUACCUGAAAAAGCUUCAUGAUCAGCAUGAAUGUUGGCUCAUAGAGAGGACAACAGACGUCCAUUGUCAGCACAUUAGGGACAUCCCAGUCCUUGUGUUAGAUGUUGAGGAGGAAUUUGAAGGAGAUCCAACAGUUAGUGGACAUCUAAGUAAUAAAGUGAAGGAGUUUGUUGCCAGUUUAUAAGGUUGGCUGUUAUCUGUAUGACAUGCUCCUGAUAUUGAUGACCUAUCCGCAGGAUAGGUCAUUAAUAUCAAUCAGUGAGGGUCUGACAACCUGAUGCCCUAGCGAUCAGCUGUUACCUGUAGGCUCCAGCCUUGGAACUAGUGCUUUAAAUAGAGCAAGGAACAAAGCUCUGUUCCAAUAGUUACUGCAGCUCAGCUCCCAUUCACUUCAUUAGGAGCUGAGCUGCAGUAAUCCAGCAUAGCCACUACGCUUUGUGCACCAUUUAAGAGCUAGUUUCAUGGCUGGAGCCUGCAUAGAACUUCUAAUUGGUGGGUGUUGGACCCUCACUGAGCGGAUAUUUAUGACCUAUCCUGUGGAUAGGUCAUUAAUAUCAGGAGCCUGAAAAGCUGGAGAUGAUGUAUAGUUAUAGUCAGUACAGCUUGUAUUUUAAUCCCUGCUCAUUCUGUGCUUAGGAGUCCAGUGGGUGGUCCUACUCUGUGAUUGGCAGCCAGCCUUCUGUUAUGAGUGUGCAUACAGAUAAAGCUGUCAAUCACUUAAAUAGGACUGCUUGCUGGAUUCAAGCAUACAACAACCAGAGGUUUAUUUAUGUAAAUGACCAGCUAUACUGAAUCACUUCCCAUAAGGAUCAAUUAACACGUCCGCAAAAAGGGUCUGCAUUUUCAGUGGGACCACACUUCCGUUCCGCGUCCCCGCAUAAAAAAUAGAUCAUGCCCUAUUCUUGUUUGCACGGACAAGAAAAGGCAUUUCUAUCAUAGUGCCAGCCAUGGGGAACGAACAUGGCCGGUGUCCGUGUCUUGCGGAUCGCAAAACAGUUGCGGACAUGUGAA